Cimex lectularius (bed bug) is the source of this 1444-nucleotide messenger RNA. RefSeq lists its product as uncharacterized. The transcript has 8 exons. The record is from RefSeq and is a predicted model, not a curated record. Gene Ontology annotation, biological process: apoptotic DNA fragmentation. NCBI's taxonomy places the organism in Eukaryota, Metazoa, Arthropoda, Insecta, Hemiptera, Cimicidae. The coding region runs from base 136 to 1353 and encodes 405 amino acids. Gene Ontology annotation, molecular function: metal ion binding; nucleic acid binding; single-stranded DNA endonuclease activity. Gene Ontology annotation, cellular component: mitochondrial inner membrane; nucleus.
AGAUUCUGCUUUGAGAGAUUAAGCUCUCAAAUACAAAAUGUUUCAAAGUUUAUUCUUAUACUUCAUCUGUCUCACAUUGGGGUGGAAUAAAUGAUCGACUGACCAAAGGAUACUGUUAAUGACCAACGAGAAAAAAUGCAGUGUCACAAACUAAAAGUUCUUUUGUACGUCACAUUCGUACUUUGUGAUUUUCUUGUAUCUAGUCAAUUUUUAUUGAAUGCCGCCAACUGCUCUAUAUCGGCCCAGAAGGAUUUUCCUAAAGACAAGGAACCGUUUUUAUUGAAGAGGACGAAGAGAGGUCGCGACGAUGCCGACUUCUUCCUUCCAGAUUACGAAAACCAGGACGAUGUGUUUCGUGUGAAUAAGGGCGAGAGAAUUUAUCUAGUUUGUCCGCCAGCAAGUAAUUACGUGAGUGCGACAAAAAGGCAUAUACAAGGGGUCGACUGCAAAGGACACAACGUUCUUUCAGUGGGAAAUCAAAACUUCAAUUUUAGCCAGCUUGCCUGCCAUGCAGAGGUGAAACCAGACGUACAAAUUACCGGAACGAAAUGCGCAAGAAAUGGGGGAACCAUAAUUGAAAUUGGAUUUCAAGCAAUGGGUUGGCAUAAAACUUUAAGGAUAUGCCACAACAUUCAACUCGGACAUACAUAUUAUACCACGCACACUGUCCGAACAAAAUUGAUAAAAGGAGGAUUAUACAAAAGAAGUAAUUUUCAAAAAGCAUCCCAGCGUCUGUAUCAUGGAUACGACCCGAACAACUAUUAUAAACGAACGAAUCAAAAAGAAGUGUUUCAAAGGAUCGUAGGUAAAAAUAUCUUUGAAUACGUCAACAAACGCCAAUUUUUGGCUAGAGGCCACUUAAGCCCUGUCAAAGAUUUUCCUUUGACAACUUGGCAAAAGUUCACCUUUGUGUACAGCAACGCAGCUCCGCAGUGGAUGAGCAUUAACGGCGGAGCAUGGUUGUCUUUAGAAACGCUGGUUAGGGAAAAUAAGAAAUCUGAUUUGUACGAAGUUGCCACCGGAACACAUGGUGUGUACAAAAUCAAAAACAAACAAGGCCUUGCAGUGGGAGUGUCGCUUAACGGCGACAAGAUACCAGUUCCGGAAUAUUUUUGGAAAAUAGUCCAGGACCCAGUGGACAAGUCUUGCAUCGCAUUCGUAAGUAUCAACGAUCCAUUUCUUUCAGCCCCGCCAGCACCGAUUUGCACUGAUGUCUGCGCUAGAAACAAGUGGCCUGUACGGAACCAGGACAUGUCAAAAGGCUUUGUUUACUGCUGCAGUUACGAUGAUUUUAAACGUGCUGUAGUUGAUGUACCGCAUUUCGAUUGUCAUAGUACAUUACAUUACGUUUAAUCUGGAUGAUUUUCGUCUAUUUCGUUUUCAUCUUUCAUGAUUAAUUUAUUUCAAUGUUGUCAAUAAUGAAAUAAAGACAUUUUAAUCUUUA